UGUACUUUCUGUUUAUACAGUUCAUUUGGAAACGUUAACAGUUUUUAACGCAAGACAGCCAAUGGAAGAAGUCUUGGACAAGACAACCAAGGCAGCUGCCACUGUCGUGGACACGAUAUGCUGCCAACCCUGCUCCCAGGAUGGGGGAACCCUCCCAGCCGAGGCCUACUGUACUAUCUGCAAGGAGUUCAUGUGCUCCACUUGCACAAAAGUACACAAGAAACAAAGAGUGACAAGGAUUCAUUCACUGCUUGACAAAGGCAGUAUGCCGACUAACACGAAAGACAUUUCAAUCGAAGAUGAUAGCACAGAGCCUUGUAACAUCCAUCCUGGAGAAUUCAUCAAAUACUUCUGCCCGACUCAUCGGACUUUAAACUGUGGACAUUGUUCAGUUCUUGACCACGCAUCCUGUGAACAGCAAAUAAUUUCUGAAAUUGCAAAAUGUUUCAAAGAGGGACUGGGUUAUAUUGACGUGAAACAAUAUUUUUCCCAGUUAUUGAAAGACAUUGAUGCCUGUGCUUCUAAUGCUGAAGACAGUAUUAAGCGCAUAGACGACAUUGGAGAACGUGAGGUGGCAAAACUGAAGACAUAUCGAAAACUGGUCGACAAAUACUUUGAUGAACGUGAACAAGCACUGCUGAAGUCAAUUGCAAAGAUAAAAAAACAUGAAUGAAACACUAAUGGACGCUCUGAAACCAAAUGUGACAACCUUAAGUCCCAGGUCAAUGCAAUCAAGGCAAAAUUAGAAGUUUAAGAAAACAGCACUAGCCAGUUGUUUAUAGAGGCUCAUAAAGCUAAAAAAAACUCGUUGAGAGUUUGAAAUCAAAUUUAAGACUUGUCGAUAUUGACAGGAAGGCCAUUUGCCUGUAUUCGUUUAGGAAGGACCCCGCCACUGAGAGUCUACUGUCUACCAAGACCGGCCUGGGUAUUAUUGAAAAGAUGUGUACUACAGAAGACAAAAGAUGUGAGCAAACAAGUUCCACAACACACGACAAAGGCAAUACAACUAAGGCAAAUCCAUCGGAUGCUGCUACCAACGUACACGCCUUUGGGAACAUCCAGGCUACCCAAUCAACCGAAAUAGUCUCACACAAUACAAAAGCAACAGAACCACCGUUCUAUCCCAGUGGAAUGCAUACGUCUGUACAACCAAAACAAAAAAGUUUCACCAAAGGCACAUCCAUCCAAAUCAAGUCUCCUUCUGACCAAGAUGACUGCUUGCUGUCAGGAAUGCUCCUUUAGCCUUCGGAACGAAUGCUUCUGACUGACCGUAACAACAAUUCAGUGAAGCUGGUGAGCCUGCUUACCAGCAGCCUGGUGUCACAGGUAAGUGUACCAGGUUGCCCAUGGGACAUGUGUCUGCUCCCUUGUGAAAGGGUGGCUAUUAGUGUAUACGAUGUAAGUGCAAACACCGGUAGUAUUCAGUUCCUGGAUACAAGGGAACAAAAAAUCUCCCUUGGGAAAAGCAUGACAAUGGAUAAACAAUGUCGAGGUAUUGGUUACAAUAAUGAUUGCUUAAUUGUUUCAUACUUUAGCGGGGAGUUGGAGAAGAUGGACUUGGAAGGGAGAGUGUUGAAGAAAGUAUCGUAUAGGUCUUCUGAACAUGACAUUGAAAACCCCUUUUACCUGACGGUGGUCAUUGAAGAUCAGACUGCAGAGAUUUAUGUAUCAGACAGUAACACGAACACAAUUACUAAGCUGGACAUGGACCUGAGUAUCCUUCAGACAUUUCGGGACCCUGUACUAAGAGAUCCAAGAGGCAUCACGGCAGUGGAAAACCAGCUCCUUAUCAGUGGUUUGGCUAGUAACAAUAUCGUACAGCUUGACCUACCUAGUGGUCAGAUGACCCAGCUGCUUGGAGAGGAUGAGGGAAUACAGGGGCCAGACAGUGUCUGCUACAAUCAGCAGCAGACCAAGCUUUAUGUCACCUGUAUCCCGCUUGUUGGCAUCAGUGACUUCAAUUUUGUCAAGGUGUAUUGGAAAACAGGAACCUUUUAUUAGAUAUCUACGUUCUAAAGCAAAAGCAUUGGAUUGAGUAUCCGCGCAAUGUCUGCUAAUGUCUGUCUGAGCAGAACAAGCUCUUUGCUACAUAAACGUAUUGGGAUGUAGAUUCAGACAACGAUGCAAAAGAAGUAUACAAGACAAAAAUGAACGUUUUAGAUGAUUUCGACUCUCUGAAAGCAGCAAAUAUAUAUUGUCGGAGUUUUUCAUGUGCAUAUAUAUUUAAUUGGAAAUGCUGACUUUCACCUGGUAAUUUCCCUAUCCUUAGUGUGUUGUAAAGACCGUUAUAUUUGCAUGUUCAUCUAACUAUAGAAACACAUAUUUCUUCUCUGUCAGUCCUAUACUUUGCUUUAU
Molecule: messenger RNA, 2355 nt
Organism: Mya arenaria
Lineage: Eukaryota; Metazoa; Mollusca; Bivalvia; Myida; Myidae
Exons: 4
Coding region: 1255-2001 (248 amino acids)
Molecular function (GO): protein binding
Source: RefSeq, a predicted model, not a curated record